Molecule: messenger RNA, 2289 nt
Organism: Trichosporon asahii var. asahii CBS 2479
Lineage: Eukaryota; Fungi; Basidiomycota; Tremellomycetes; Trichosporonales; Trichosporonaceae
Exons: 4
Coding region: 1-2289 (762 amino acids)
Biological process (GO): vesicle-mediated transport; intracellular protein transport
Cellular component (GO): membrane coat
Molecular function (GO): clathrin binding
Source: RefSeq, a predicted model, not a curated record
AUGGCUGCUCCUCCCAGGAAAGGUAGCUAUCCAACUCUCAACAGCGAGUACCGCGACCGCCGGGCCGACGCUAUCAAGAGGGUCAUUGCGAACCACACGAUCGGCAAGGACUGCAGUGGUCUCUUCCCCGAUGUCGUCAAGAAUAUGAAGAAGCUCGUCUACCUCUACCUCAUGAAUUAUGCGAAGACGCAGCCUGAGCUUGUUAUUCUCGCCGUGAACACUUUCGUCAAGAACCCCCUCAUUCGAGCCCUCGCAAUCCGAACGAUGGCGAUGCUUCGUGCAGAGAAGAUCCUGAGCUACCUCGCUACGCCUCUUUCGCGAUGUCUCCGGGACGAGAACCCGUACGUGCGCAAGACGGCUGCGCUGUGCGUUGCCAAGGUGUUUGACCUGAAGCCGGAGAUGUGUCUCGAGUACGGCUUCAUCGAGACGCUGCGCGACCUCGUCGGCGACGGAAACCCGAUGGUCGUUGCGAACGCUGUCACGGCGCUGGCGGACAUUCACGAGGCGGCGCUCGCGAUGCCGGAGAGCGAGGACGAGAACGCACCGAACAAGUCGCUUUUCAUCAUUGACCAGUCCACGCUUACCAAGUUAUUGGUCGCGCUGAACGAGUGCUCGGAGUGGGGCCGUAUCGCCAUCCUCUCGACCCUGUCGCGGUAUCGCACAAAUGACAUUGACGAGGCCGAGCACAUCUGCGAGCGUGUCAUGCCGCAGUUCCAGCACGCCAACGCCGCCGUCGUACUCGGCGCGAUUCGCGUCAUCAUGAUCCACAUCAAGCACGUGCAGCGCGAGGACCUCCUGAAGAACCUGACACGCAAGAUGGCUCCGCCGCUCGUGACACUCAUCUCGUCGGCGCCGGAAGUCCAAUGGGUCGCUCUCCGCAACAUCAACCUUUUGCUGCAGAAGCGCCCCGAGCUGCUGCAGAACGAGAUGCGCGUCUUUUUCUGCAAGUACAACGACCCGCCGUACGUCAAGGUCGAGAAGCUCGACAUCAUGGUGCGCCUUGCGACUGAACGCAAUGUCGACAUUCUUCUGUCCGAGCUGAAGGAGUAUGCGUCCGAGGUCGACGUCGACUUUGUGCGCAAGGCCGUUCGUGCGGUCGGACAGGCGGCGAUCAAGAUUGAGGGUGCGGCGGAGCGUUGCGUCGGCGUCCUGAUGGAGCUGAUCGAGACGCGCGUCAGCUACGUUGUGCAGGAGGCGGUGAUCGUGAUCAAGGACAUUUUCCGAAAGUACCCCCACAGCUACGAGGGCAUCAUCCCCGCGCUCUGCGGAUCGCUGGAGGAACUCGACGAACCCGAAGCGCGUGCGUCCCUGAUCUGGAUCGUGGGCGAGUACGCCGAGAAGAUUGAGAACGCGGACGAGCUGCUCGGCACCUUCCUCGAGUCGUUCAAGGAGGAGUCGUACGCCGUGCAGCUGCAAACGCUGACGGCCAUCGUGAAGCUGUUCCUGAAGAAGCCCGACGAGAGCCAGGGCAUUGUCCAGGCCGUCCUGCAGGCGGCGACGAAGGACUGCGACAGCGCCGACGUCCGCGACCGCGCGUACAUCUACUGGCGCCUCCUCUCCUCGGACCCAGCAGCGGCCAAGGGCGUCGUCCUGGCCGCCAGGCCACCCAUCAGCCUUCCGCAGACAACAGUCAGCCCGGCGAUCCUCGAGGAGCUCGUGGCCGAGAUCUCAUCCCUGGCCUCCGUGUACCACAAGCCAGCAGCGACCUUCAUCGGCAAGGGCCGCCUGGGCGCCGAGGACGUGAAGCGGGAGGACGAGGACGAGGGGCGCGAGCGCGCGCUGCAGACCGUCGUCAACGCGCAGCGUACCGAGAACCUGCUCGACUUUGACGACGAGCCGGCCGCCGAGGCCGGGAGCUCCUCAGCCGACCUCGCCAGCCUCGGCGCGCCGAGCGCGAGCGCGAGCGGGAUCAGCCAGCAGACGAUCACGAAUGUGGCCAAGAGCACGAACCCCCUCGACGAGCUCAUGGACCUGUUCUCGAGCACGAGUGUCGCGCCCUCGGCGCCCAGUCCCGCCCCCAGUCCCGGGUUCGCGUCGCCCGGGUUUGCCUCCCCGGCAGUCGCGUCCCCCGCCCCGCCAGCCCCGCAACAGCAGCAACAGCAGCAACAGCAGGCUCAGCAGGCUCAGCAGCAACAGCAGAACGCAGACCCCUUCGCGAGCCUCAACUUUGGCAGUGCCAGCCCCGCCAAGGCGGCGUCACCAGUACAGCCCCAGCAGCAACAGCAACAGCAGCAACCCAGUAAUAAUAAGCCCCAGUCGGCCGAGGAGGACCUCCUUGGCUUGUUCUAG